Gaeumannomyces tritici R3-111a-1 is the source of this 3094-nucleotide messenger RNA. RefSeq lists its product as hypothetical. The record is from RefSeq and is a predicted model, not a curated record. NCBI's taxonomy places the organism in Eukaryota, Fungi, Ascomycota, Sordariomycetes, Magnaporthales, Magnaporthaceae. The transcript is spliced from 8 exons. The coding region runs from base 1 to 2994 and encodes 997 amino acids.
AUGGAUUUCGCGGCUCUCAAGACGAAGCUUGAUGAGACGACUAUUUGGUCCGUUCGAGGAAACUCCACGAGAGAUGCCGCGGGCGUCCUCAAAGCUUUCCUGUGGGAGGCGUUCAAGAGGCUCAAGGAGUUCUACGAGGCCAACAAAAUCGAUACCAGCAGUGGCAUCGCCGCAUCCCCCUGGGGGACCGCCGCCAUAGACUUUCAGUUCAGUGUGCCCAGCCUCGUGGACAAGGAAGGCCGGGAGAAACUUGUCAAAAUUGCCCGCGAGGCUCUCUGCCAAGCGGCUGGUCAUGGUGACAAAUCCCCUCGGAAGCACACUAUCCACGACAUCGCCCUCACCGAGGCCGAGGCUGUGGGAGCGUGCGCGAUAAACAUGCUCAGCCCGUUUGACAAAGAUUUGGCCAUGCUGGCGGCUGUGGACCAGAACAAGUCCGGGUCCAAGUCCAAAGACGGGGCCGAGACCCACGUUGGGAUCAAGGCCAACUUCAUGGUCCCGAUAAUGAGCAAGGAGGUCGGAGGCAGCCACCUCGACAAAGACUUCAUCGAGAGACUGGUCCGGUACCUUGAGCCACUUGCCCUUCCGUGGUGCGAGGGCAUUACGCCUCAACAUGCCGCUCAGGAAGUCUGUCAAAGUGCCGAAUACUUCAAAGUCAAGGCCGGUUACUCGUCGAAUACAGCAGGGGGUGAAUACUCCGGCACCCUGCUAACAGGCCUGGAGUCUGGUGCGUCCGUCAGCGUGGCCAGGCAGGAUGGUAUGAGCAUCGUCGAUAACACGCUUAGUGUGGACGGUGCCGUGUUCGAGCAACUGUUCGAGCAACAGCUGGCAGGCAGCGGGCCGGGAAAGUACGCGGCCAAGUCCAUCUUGGCCCAGGUCUUGAACAUGCGGGACGACCUGUGGGCCCAGAACCCAUCGCAGUCGGACUUGUGGAAGGCUUUGAUGGGCCGGCAGGGCGCCGCCGUCGGCGCCGUCGACACCAUCGACUUUGUCGUUUUUGCCGGGGGCAUGGGGGCCUCGAAGUAUGUCCAGCAGCGUGUUAAGCAAGGGCUAAGGCUGGAGAUUGACGAGACACGCAAGCUCGAGGUGGGGGCCAAGCGUCCGGACUUGGGCGAAGUGACUCGGCACACCGAGUUCGUUUCCUACCCGCAGCCACAGCUUUGCGUGGCAGCCGGCCUGGCGCUGGCGCGGAAGAUUGAGCUCAUGCCGGAGAGCGGCCGCCUUCUCGAGGGUAUCAUAUCUGUCACCCAAAAUGGUGGGCGGGAGGGCGGCGCUGAAACGCCCAGAAUCGAGGUUAGAACUGAGACAAGCGCAGCCACGACGUGGGUCAUGGCGGCGCAGGUGGUCAUCGUCGCGGCCGGGGCGCCCAACAAGCUGCCGACUCCGCACCGCAACGUCAUUGGCACCGGGGGCGUCCUCGACAAGGCGGGCGCGGAGCGCCCGACGCCGAGACUCGGGCGACAAACGCCAGCUCGCGCGACCAGGCCAUGGCCAGCUAUGGGAAGCAGCGGGCGCGGUGACCCUGCACGCUCGCGACGGGCCACAGCGCGCCGCAUGUUGACCUGCCGACACUGUACACUGUACCUAGAAAACCAACCACCGGGGACGGCCAUGGCGCGGAUCGAGGCGCGGGUAGCCAGCGGCUCCUACGAUGACGACUUCCCCGCGUCGGCGGCCGGCGGGCUACCAGGCGCAAUUCGCCGUCCUGGCGCGACUGUCAGGCAACCAGUCGGCGGCGUAUCGCUGGGCGUCACGGGCCUCGGUGUUUUUGGACGCCAGCGUCGGCCCCGUGCCGCCAGGCGCCCACAUAAACGCGACCGUGUACGCUGUAAAGGAGAAGACGGCCGACAUUAUCGCACGGCGGGCUCGGCGGCGGUGGGGGAUGCGCUUCGCGUUGCCCCGUCCGCAUUGAGCUGCAAGCUACGCUGCUGGAGCCCAUGCCCAAAGUUGUCUUGGUGGUGGGCCAAUCUUGGAGCAUCUGAGCCGGGCCCGCUGUUCUGGGCCCUCAUUGGCUCGCAGCCCCGCUCCUGGAGCAUUUCCUCCAGCGGGUGGCGUGGAGCACCAGCCCGAUCGAUCGUGCCUGCAGGGGGACACCUAGGAUCUGCUGCUACACUAGCAAAGACGACCAGCUCUCCUGCGUGCUCUCAAUUAAUUGUACGCCCUCUUCACCCGCCCGCCCGCUUGCGUUAUCGCCACGCACAAGACGCAACGCAGACUUUGCCCCGCCACAUACGCUUUCGCGCGCGCGCGGCAUUCCAGCCCCAUCUGAUCUGCGUGCGUGCCAAUCACCAGUGCCGCUGCAGCCAAGCAGCCCAAUCAGGAGCCCCGGGGCAGCCCAGCUCCCGGCACUCCAGCGCGGCGCCACCUGAGCCGCAUCUUGACCUCAACUCCGGCCCUGAUUCGCCCCAGCCGCCCUGCACCCGUCAUAUAACGGCAAUGAGCCCAGGCCCGCCUACCCUGUCCUCGGCUCGCCGUCUACCAGGUGGGCUGGCAGGCACCAAGCCCACGGGGGCCCAGGCGCCCAGGAGCUGCCCGUCCCUGUUGCCGAGCAGAGCUGCGCGAACAGCGCAACUCCCGAGAUGCAUCCCUUCACAGCGCUGUUUCUGUCUGUCUCUCGUUGGAAGCUUCUCCGACGCAUGCGGCGCACGUCCCCGUCCGCCCAUGUUUCUCGCUAGGCCGAGCACCGCCCGUCGACAGCCGCCCCAUGCGGACAAGCGUGCUCACGCUCCAUGCCAUGGCUGCCAUUCCACCACCACGGGUCAAGCUGCCCCAAUCGGCGACCGAGGUGACCUUCCGUUUUGGAAUGCUGCCCUCUCACCCUGUGCCCUCCCUCUCCCGCCGCACACGUCUGCGUUCUGGGCCCGCUCAGGGGUUGCGUGCGUUGGCCGCAUGGGCGCUUUGGGGCUCCCAAGGCGCGUGCUGCCUCCUUCCUGGGCAUCCUGUCAUGUGGUCUUCACGCUCUUCUUUGUUGCCAGCACCUCGUGUGGUCGUGUAUAAGUAUACUAUGGCCGCCGAUCCCUCCGCUCUCACCUAUUGCUUCUGCUCAACUUUUAACCCCGCGACUUCUUUCACCACUCUCGUUUCUCCUGUUUUGCUU